Messenger RNA from Larimichthys crocea (large yellow croaker), 2331 nucleotides. Its product is annotated as WW domain-containing adapter protein with coiled-coil. The record is from RefSeq and is a predicted model, not a curated record. The coding region runs from base 321 to 1910 and encodes 529 amino acids. Gene Ontology annotation, cellular component: nucleus. The transcript is spliced from 13 exons. Gene Ontology annotation, molecular function: chromatin binding; RNA polymerase II complex binding. Gene Ontology annotation, biological process: positive regulation of TORC1 signaling; regulation of autophagy. NCBI's taxonomy places the organism in Eukaryota, Metazoa, Chordata, Actinopteri, Sciaenidae.
GAUUGUUUUUCUAGCUAAACAUCACCGAGGCGUCCGUCUUCUCCGCUUCCUCCUGACUCUGCUGCCUUUCGCUGAGCUACAUCGGCCGAGCCAAGCGCAUACCGUAACUACAUGCCAGAUGAUGCACUGAGGGUGGUUUUUGAUAAAGGCCACCCGCUAUGCAGUGCUGGUGCUCGGUGCGCGGCUUGUAGGCGUCCGUUUGUCAGGACAGACUGAGUGUAGCUAUCAGGAAGCUGAAGAAAAGAGAAGUGUGAGAGCAGACAGACAGACAGGAGGCCACGGUUCCCCCUCACACACAUACAUACAUCACCACGGCCUUGAUGGUGAUGUAUGCAAGGAAACCAACAAGAGUCAGCGAUGGGUGCAACGACAGAAGGGAUUCACAAUCCUAUCAGACCCAUAAAUCUCAGCCAAAGAGCCAGUCCAGCAGCCUUCACCGUUACGAAAAGGUGCGCGAUGGCUCAUCAGACCCCACACCCCCUUACAAGAUGCUGCGGCGCUCAGACGAAAGUCCUGUCAGUAGACACGGAGACGGCGCGGGACAUACCAAGGCAAAAACCUCUCACACUGUUAGAGGGAAAAAUGGGACCAGCGGCUCUCCUCAGGAGAACUCUCACAAUAACAGCUCCCACCAUGGCUCCGACUCGCAUGCGACUCAGAGCAAGCCUGCAGACAGGCACCAGGACCCAGCAGAUGACUGGACAGAACACAUCAGCUCGUCUGGGAAGAAGUACUACUAUAACUGUAGAACUGAGGUCUCCCAAUGGGAGAAGCCCAAGGACCUGUUGGAGAGGGAACAACGACAGAAAGACUCAGUCAAGAUGGCGGCAAACAGUUUCCCCAGGGACAUGGACUACAGACAAGAGGCCUUGCAGGACAAAGCCACAACGAAGACCACAUCAGGGGACCAGUCCACAGCAUCCAACUCCGGCCAUUCCUCCUCUUCCUCUUCUUCUCAGAGCUUGAGCUCUGCUCCUGGUGCUUUAGGUUCCACUCCCUCCACCAUGUCCUCCUCCUCUUCCUCCUCCUCGGGGCAGGUGCCCCAGUCUGUUCAGUCCCCGUCACCAGCGCUGCUGCAGGACCCGGCUCUCCUGCACCAGCUCCUCCCGGCGCUACAGGCUACCCUGCAGAUGAACAACGGCAGCAUGGACAUGGCUAAGCUCAACGAGGUCUUGGCAGCUGCUGUCACCCAAGCUUCCUUGCGGUCUGUGCUUCAUAAGCUCCUCACUGCUGGACCCGCUUUCAACGUCACUGCUCUGCUCUCAGCUGCUCAGCACUCCAACCAAGCCCAGCACUCUAGUCAGUCGCCCGUCUCCCUGACGUCGGAUGCAUCAUCACCGCGGCCGUACGUCUCACCACGCAACGGCACACCACAGAGCAACCAGAAAUCCAUUCUGGGCGUGCACUCUGGCAGCAUCACAUCCUCACAAACAAGGGGCAGUAUGUCUUCAGGUAAACAAGGAUCAGUCCCCCUGUCUCAGACCGCAGAGAAGCGUCCAGAGGACCCCAGAACUCUCCAGCAGAGAAGCCAGGAGAUUCUGUGCGCGGGAUCAAACGUACCUGGUGCUGCGUUGCCCCACGUCUCCUCCAGCAGUAACAGCCAAACCCAGGCCGACACCCCUGGCUCCUUCACCCCCACCCUGGCAGCUCAUUUUGAUGAGAACCUCAUCAGACAUAUCCAAGGAUGGCCUUCAGAGAACACUGAGAAACAGGCGGCUCGGUUGCGUGAGGACAUCCACAACAUGGGCAGCUUGUACAUGUCUGAGAUCUGCACAGAGAUGAAAAACCUUCGCUCCCUGGUCAGAGUGUGUGAAAUUCAAGCCACGCUGAGGGAACAGAGAAUCCUGUUUCUGAGGCAGCAGAGCAAAGAGCUGGACAAGCUGAAGAACCAGAACUCCUACAUGGUGUGAGGAGCUGACCAGAGAAGAAAGGACCAGGAUGGAUGGAUUAAAACAAUUGCGGAAGAGGAAUAGACAUGGACAGCAAGCCUGCCACGGCCUGUUUAUUCUCCCUACUAGAGCAACAGAGAAAAACUGUUAGAAGACAAAUAAGACAGAAGCUGACAAGGUGAAGCUCCAUCAUCCUGAACAUCCUGUCUUUUUUUUUUUUUUCUUUUCCUUUAAAAAAAAAAUAAAAAAUAGUUUUUCCAGUGUCCACCACAUGAAUUGCUCUUGCUGAAAGGUGAAACUGUCAGUUCACCGACUCGGACACUUUAACACAGUGGACAUAGAGGACCUGAGGCUCUUUUUUUCAAACAGCACCUUUUCGGACUGUGAACCUUGGAUUGUGUGUAUUGUAUUGGGUUAACUUGUUUUCUGGUGUGCUUUUUGA